UCCUCCCCUCCCUCCUCCCCCCUCCUCCUCCUGGGGAGUCAGGCUCUGGCUGCGAUCGCUCCCUCUCUGCAGCUCGCGUCAGUUUCCCUCUCCCGCGGCAGGAGCAGCGGCGGCGGCGGCGGCAGCUGAGCAGGCAGAGGCGGCGGGAGCGGCGUCUCCAGCAGCUGCGGCCCCAGCUCCCGGGGCUCUUCGCUUCCCAGCGCGCAGCCCUCCCGCCCCGGCCCCCGGCGCGUGUCCUGGAGCGCCCCGGGCAGAGAGCCGCACCUCAGAGCGCCGGACGCCUCCUGGCCGAAGCCGCUCCCCCCGGCCGCCCGGGGGCACCCUCCGGCGGGGAAGCUGGGCGGCAUCAUGAGGAGGCUCAACCGCCGCCUGGCGCUCACUCUCUUCGGGGUGCUCUGGAUCGCGGCGCUGCUGCUGCUAUGGGGAGUGCAGAGGAAGUUGGAAGUAGCCCCCGGCCCCGAGGGGCAGACCCCCGAGGCCUUGGAGAGUGACUGGGGUGACUUGUGGGACGAGUUUGAGGAGCGGCGGUACCUGAGUGCUAAGAAGUGGCAAGUCGGCCAGGAUCCCUAUAAGCUGUACUCCUUCAACCAGCGGGAGAGCGAUCGGAUCCCCAGUAACCGGGCUAUCCGGGACACCCGCCCUGACAGAUGUGCAACUUUGCACUAUGGUCCCAACCUUCCUCCAACCAGCAUCAUCAUCACCUUCCACAAUGAAGCCAGGUCUACCCUUCUAAGAACCAUCCGGAGUGUGUCAAACCGAACUCCAGUGCAUCUGGUCCAUGAGAUCAUCUUAGUGGAUGACUUCAGUGAUGACCCUGACGAUUGCCAGCUGCUGAGCAAGCUGCCCAAGGUGAAAUGUUUAAGGAAUGAACAGCGAGAAGGGCUGAUCCGUUCUCGGAUCCGGGGAGCAGACCUAGCCCAGGCCAGCAUCCUGACUUUUCUUGACAGCCACUGUGAGGUAAACAAAGACUGGCUUCUGCCCCUCCUGCAUAGGAUCAAAGAGGAUCCUACACGGGUGGUGUGUCCAGUAAUCGACAUCAUUAACCGGGACACUUUUGCCUACGUGUCUUCUUCCCCAGACAUGAGAGGUGGGUUUGAUUGGACACUCCAUUUCAAGUGGGAGGAGCUUUCCCUCAGGGAAAAGGCCUUACGGGUGGAUCCCAUUCAACCCAUCAAGACCCCAAUUAUUUCCGGAGGGCUAUUUGUAAUGAACAAAUCCUGGUUUAAUCACCUGGGGAAGUAUGAUGCAGCGAUGGACAUCUGGGGUGGAGAAAACUUUGAAAUUUCCUUCCGAGUGUGGAUGUGUGGAGGCAGCCUGGAAAUUCUUCCCUGUAGCCGGGUGGGGCAUGUGUUCCGGAAGAAGCAUCCCUAUACUUUUCCAGAAGGCAACCUCAAUACCUAUAUAAAGAAUACCAAGCGUACUGCUGAGGUAUGGAUGGACGAGUUCAAACAUUACUUUUAUGCUGCCAGACCCGUGGCCCAAGGCCGGCCUUUUGGAAACAUACAAGCCCGAGUGGAGCUGAGGAAGCGCCUGAAGUGCCAUACUUUCAAGUGGUAUCUGGAGAACGUUUAUCCAGAACUCAGGAUUCCUGAAGAGUCCUUGUUCCAGAAAGGAAUCAUCCGUCAGAAACAGAAGUGCCUACAGUCCCGAAAGCAGGAAGGCCAAGAGUUCCCAUCCCUCAUCCUGAGUCCUUGUAUUGAUGGAGAUGGGGAAGCAGCAAGGCCUCAGGAAUGGGCCUAUACCUAUGCCCAGCAGAUCUGCCAGCAACAACUGUGUUUAUCAGUACACAUGCUUUUCCCUGGUUCUCAAGUGCAGCUUUCUCCUUGCAAGGAAGGAGAUGAUAAACAGCGAUGGGCCAAGUCUGGCCCCCGAAUCAAGCACAUGGCCUCCCGCCUUUGCCUAGAUACAGACAUAAUGGGAGAUGGCACUGAGGACAGCAGGGAGAUGGUCAUCAACCCUUGUGAGACCUCAGUCAUGAGCCAGCGCUGGGACAUGGUGUUCUCGUGAACGGAGCUCCGUGGGCAGACUCUUGGAAAGCAGUUCUGGACAGGCACGAAACUCUUGCCCAGAAGGGGACAAACUCAAGGUGUGGAAAGCUGUGAGAGGCCUAGGAAGGCCUCCCGGCGUGGAAGGUAGAGACAGAGCCACUUGCAGACAAAAGGAGUGGCCCUCUUGGUGCGCCGGAGGAAGGGAUGCCCUGCUGAGCGGCGCCUCGGAGAUCUCAAGCUACAGGGGGGCCUUGUUCCCAACCACAAUGGGAUUCCUUCCAGCACAAGCUGGUGCCUUCUCCUGGUUGGGGAGCGAGUGUGUGUGUGUGUGUGUGUGUGAGAGAGAGAGAGAGAGAGAGAGAGAGAGAGAGAGAGAGAGAGAGAGACAGAGACAGAGACCCCCAGUUGGAAGCUGCACAUUUGUUAGUUUUUUUUCUUUUGUUUUCCCUUUGUAACAGAAACAGAGCCAAUGAGGAAACUCCUGGGUGUCUUCUGGCUGCCAUGACACCAGAGAUGAGGAGCGUUUGCAGACCAAAUAAAGACUAUUAGAAGUCGGCAGAUUCUCUUUGUAUAUAUGAACAAAGCUUUGACUUGUGCUAGGAAAAGAUGUUGUUAAUAUAGUAAACUUUCCAUUUGCCAGAAUAUUCUGGGAAUGGGAUGUUGUGAUUAA
Sarcophilus harrisii (Tasmanian devil) is the source of this 2658-nucleotide messenger RNA. RefSeq names its product polypeptide N-acetylgalactosaminyltransferase 14 (gene GALNT14). Gene Ontology annotation, cellular component: Golgi apparatus. The transcript is spliced from 15 exons. The record is from RefSeq and is a predicted model, not a curated record. The coding region runs from base 349 to 2007 and encodes 552 amino acids. Lineage: Eukaryota; Metazoa; Chordata; Mammalia; Dasyuromorphia; Dasyuridae.